This is a messenger RNA of Cebus imitator (Panamanian white-faced capuchin), 1465 nucleotides long. It is a transcript of the gene CIART, whose product is annotated as circadian associated repressor of transcription. NCBI's taxonomy places the organism in Eukaryota, Metazoa, Chordata, Mammalia, Primates, Cebidae. The record is from RefSeq and is a predicted model, not a curated record. Gene Ontology annotation, molecular function: RNA polymerase II cis-regulatory region sequence-specific DNA binding. Bases 170 to 1327 code for a protein of 385 amino acids. Gene Ontology annotation, cellular component: nucleus. The transcript is spliced from 6 exons. Gene Ontology annotation, biological process: circadian regulation of gene expression; negative regulation of DNA-templated transcription.
GGAGGGGGGAAGGGGCGGGGCCCACUGAGAGAGGCGGAGGUGGGUUGCCAGACUGGGAGAGCCGGAGAAGGAGCUGGAGACCGAGCCUGGGCUGAGCAGGCUGACACAGUUGCAGGUUCCGAUCUUUGGGUACUCCAGGAGCUGCUCUCCAGCCCCUGCUUCUGGACCUAUGGAUUCUCCAUCUAGUGUUUCUUCCUAUUCCUCCUACUCUCUCUCUUCGUCUUUUCCCACCUCCCCAGUGAACAGUGACUUUGGCUUCCCCUCUGAUAGUGAGAGGGAGGACAAGGGGGCCCAUGGAACCAGGCCAGACACUGUUGGGCAGAGGGGAGGUUCACGGCCCAGCCCAGGUCCUAUCCGCUGCAGGCAUCGAUCAAAAGUUUGCAGUAACCAACAUACACCAUCUCAUCCGGAACAGCGAGGCUCAGCUUCUCCUAUGGCAGGAUCUGGGGCGAAAAGAUCAAGAGAUGGUGAAUUGGAGACCAGUCUAAACAUCCAAGGUUGUACCACAGAGGGAGACCUGCUGUUUGCCCAGAAGUGUAAAGAACUCCAAGGAUUUAUACCUCCUCUCACAGACCUUCUCAAUGGGCUGAAGAUGGGUCGUUUUGAGAGAGGAUUAAGCAGUUUUCAGCAGAGUGUGGCAAUGGACAGGAUCCAGCGUAUUGUAGGUGUUCUGCAGAAGCCACAGAUGGGGGAACGUUAUCUAGGAACCUUGCUACAGGUAGAAGGAAUGUUAAAGACUUGGUUUCCUCAUAUAGCUGCCCAGAAGUCAUCAUUGGGUGGUGGCAAGCAUCAGCUGACCAAGCAUUUUCCAGCCCACCACAAUGAUUCAGCUGCUUCCUCUCCUGCAUAUCCUGUGGAAAAGAUGGACCAGACACAGCUAGGACAUCUAGCUUUGAAACCAAAGCAGCCUUGGCACCUUACAGAAUGGCCAGCCAUGAACCUCACCUGGAUCCACACCACUCCAAUUUGCAACCCCCCUCUCAGCUCCCCAGGUACUGUCUCCUUUAGCCAUGGUCCUUUAGGCACUGGAACCGGCAUUGGUGUCAUUCUUUUCCUCCAGCAUGGAGUGCAACCCUUCACCCACUCUGCCCCAACCACUCCAGUCCCACCUGCUACAGCAUCUCCUGUCAUCUCUGGUGAUCCUAUGAAACUGUCUGGAGAGGGGCCUCGUUGCUAUAGUUUGCCAGUAACUCUGCCAUCAGACUGGAGCUAUGCCCUGUCCCCUCCCAGUCUAUCCACCUUGGCCAAAAAGACGACCACAGGACAACGGGAACAACAGAGAAGCCAUCCUGCAGUUGCUCCUGAUGUUCAUCUUCUCAACCCCUAGCCCAGGGCAUGUAGCUGUCCACCGUGAUUUGUCAUUUGUGUAAAUAUUCAUGUAUAUAUGUAUUUUUACUUUUAAUGUGUGCAUUUGUGUUGAGGGAAGAUAAAUCCUUCCUGAUUAAAGACUUUUUUUAUACCUAAA